UUGCAUUUUACGCAGCCAGAGAGGAUCAAAGGGACCCGGGGGGAGAACGCCGCGGACUCGCCCGCUUUAGUCCUGGGGCUGGCGCGGAGCAGGCAGGGACGUGUAUCUUUAACAGAGCCUCGCUCUCAUUGCUGGGGGGAAGAAAGAGGGGGCUGAUGAGAGGCGGCCCUCGCCUAUCUCCCCCACACUAAAGCAGCCUCGCGGGGCUCCCUCCCCCCCGACCAGGAUAACGCGGGCAGGUGGUGGCAGCCGGAGCUUUUCGCUGUCUGUGCCCCGCCUCUCGAGCGGCCUGGGCUCUUCGCCCCCGUCUCUCCCCACCUGUAGGGCUCUCCGCCCGGCCUUCCGCGCGCCCUAGCGGUGGGUUGGGGGAAGCGGAGCCCGUAGCAGCUGGGGAAAGAGGAAAAUUCCAGCGCGAAGAAGGCCAGCCCUGCCCCGCCUCCCCGCGGCGGGGAAAGGAGCGAGAGGCUGCGCUGGCCGGGGCGGAGCGGGGCUGUGCCGGGAGCAGGGAACCCUGCGAGUGGCUGGGAGGGAAGCCGCUGUUCAGCCCGAGCCGGAGCGGCAGGGGAAGAGCGGCCCGCGGCGGCGGCAGCGGGGGACGGCUCCGCCGGUCAAGUUUUCCAAGAAGAAAAAGCUAAAACUAAAGCUCCUCUUCCUCCAUCUGAAACAAAAAAAACUUUGAAGUUUCUUCAUUUGAUGAUACAGAACCAACUAAACUGAACCAUGGAACAAAAAGAGAAUAUAACUGAAAAAGACAUAGAAUUAUCUGUGGUCCUUCCAGGAGAUGUGAUCAAAUCUACUACUGUUAAUGGCAGCACACCCAUGAUGGACUUGCUGAUCUUUCUCUGUGCACAGUAUCAUUUAAAUCCAUCAAGCUAUACCAUAGACCUGAUGUCAGCAGAGAAGAGACAGAUUAAAUUCAAACCCAACACACCAAUUGGAAUGCUUGAAGUAGACAAGGUGAUUUUAAAGCCAAAACAUAUGGAUAAGAAAAAGCCCACUCCUAUAAUGCCAGAGCAAACGGUAAGACUGGUAGUAAACUACAAGAGAACACAGAAGACUGUAGUGAGAGUGAGUCCACAUGAACCUCUUCAUGAGUUCAUACCAAUUAUCUGUAGCAAAUGUGAGUUUGAUCCUUUGCACACUAUAUUGCUGAAGAACUACCAGUGUCAGGAGCCCCUUGAUGUAACAAAAUCUCUUAAUGAAGUUGGACUAAGGGAAUUGUAUGCAAUGGAUGUCAGUAAAGCCACUCCAGCUGCUGACUUCAAUUUAUCAUCUUUACGAGAGUCCUGCCAAAUUUCUCAAAACCCAGAUACUUUGAAGGAGAAAGAAAAUAAAGGAUUUUUCAGCUUUUUUCAGCGAAGUAAGAAGAAACGAGAACAAACUGCCAGUGCACCAGCAACUCCACUGAUGAGCAAACCCAGGCCAACUUUUAUCAACAGAUCUAACACGAUUUCCAAGCAGUACGACUCUAACACAUUGCCAUCUGAAAUGCCAAAGAAGCGAAGAGCACCCUUGCCUCCAAUGCCUGCCUCUCAAAGUGUCCCACAGGAUCUUGCACAUGCCCAAGUGAGAUACACAUCAUCUUGUGUCGUGAAAUCUAAUAGUGUUGAAGAAAAUGAACAGGGUCAGUUGAGACUAGGAAUAGUGAGAACAGGUUCUCUGCAGCUCAGUGGCACAUCAUCUGUUAACUCUUCUUUGAGAAGGACUAAGCGCAAAGCGCCCUCCCCACCCUCUAGAAUACCACAAGACCAAAGUGACAACAGUAAAAGAACUGCAUCAGAGUUUACAGAAUCAAACCCUGUAGAAAGUAUUGUGGAAGAAAGAGAUGCAGAAGUACUGUUUCCAACAGGCGAUAAAGUUGAUGUAACCAGAGCCACAGUGCCAUCAUGUGCCUCUUAUUGCUUAGAUGCAGCCAAUCAUGAACAAAACACUGUCCAGCAACUGACAGAUGAAAGCAACCUUUCUGGUAACGCUAGCUGUCCUGAUACAUCUGAAAUGCCUUCUAAAUCUGGAAUUUGCUCUGAAUAUAGCCUGGAGGAGAUCAAUGAAAAGGAACAGAAGAAUAUACAGCACAAAGAGGAAAGUGAAAGUGCAGAUACCUCUCUUAUGACACAAGAGGUUUCUGCCUCCUUCAUUUCUACUGAUGUACCACUAGAUACUGAAAAAAAUGAUUCUGCUUCAUCAUCUUCAAUUCCUGGCAGUGACUCUGUAAAUAACUUUCAAAGUUUCAAGGAAGAAAAACAAGAAAAUAUGAGCACAGAUGGCAAAGGACCACACAGCAAGAUAGACAGUGAACAAAUUACAUUUGAAAAUGACAAGAAGUUGGGAAUAUUGGAUCCAAAUAAAAAUUAUGAUCAUAGUGACACAAGAUUCCUUCCAGCAACCACCGGAGAAAAAGAAAAUCAACGUAAGAUGGGAGAAAUUAAUACAGCAGAUGUCAGAGAAAAAAAUAAGCUUGAAGUUGACAGACUGUCAAACUGCCAAGAGUAUAAAAAUGACAUCUCUACAAAUCAGGAUGAUAAUCCUCAAGUGAAUCUAGGAAUACAAGAUCAGAAGCUAAAUCAAACUAACAUGGAGAUAGUAAAAACUCAGGAUGUUGCUAUUCAGACAACUCCAUCUGAUAAUAGUUUUGGCAGGACUACACUAAGUGAAAUGAUUGUCCUUCAAGAUUAUGAGUCAUCCACCUUCAAAGGAGUAGCCCACAUGCAGAAUUUGGAUAUGGACAGUCCAUCUUCACAGUUGAUGAACAAGAUGCAAGAGUCUGUAGAAGUUUCAACAGAAUUCAACCAUCAGAGACAAGAAGCUGCAGAUGACAAAGCAAUUCCCAUACAAAAUCAAAGUAAUAUAUAUGAGAAUGAUAGUAGUUUUACCCCAUCAGAGAGAGCUCCGAAAAGUGCAAUUAGUUCUCCUAUUAAAGGUUACCCACUUUAUAGACAAGACUUCAAACCUAAACCUAAACCCUCUAAUGAAAUUACAAGAGAAUAUAUCCCCAAAAUUGGAAUGACUACUUAUAAAAUAGUGCCUCCAAAAUCUUUGGAAAUAUUGAAAGGUGGUGAGUCAGAUGCUAUGUCAGACGUUAAGGAUCAGAUUGGAGUCACCUUGGAAAUGUCCCCACAGUCAGAGAAUUCAAAAGACUUUGGAGUGCAAACUGAAAUUCUUAGGGUUUCAAAAAAUACAAGUCAGUCAGAGUCUGGUUUAAAAUAUGAACCUACUUCGGCAAUGAAUGAUCAGGUGCACAGAACUAACAGAAUUACUGACAGUGUCUCAACUUCUGAACUUGGGGUUACUACUAAAAGCAAGCACAUAGAAACAGAGGCUUCCAAACCCAAUAUAGGUAAUGGCAUAACUCCAUUGAUGCUAAACUCAGGUAACACAAAUUCUUCACUUGAGACUCAAGAAAAACCAAGUGUUUUCAGUCCUACAACGAAACCUAGUUCUUUUUAUUUACAGAUGCAAAGAAGGGCUUCAGGUCAUUAUGUAACAUCUGCAAUUGCCAGAAGUGUCAGUGCUGCUACAAGUCCUACUCAAAGAGAGGCUAUGAGUACAGAGAGAGAAAAAAAAUUAUCAGAUCAAACUUUUUUUCCUUUACAUAAAACAUAUAAUUUCCCUGCUGAAUUAGAUGAAGAAAAGGUUGAUAAUGAGAAAAAAAUUGACACUUCUACUUCUCUGAAAACUGCUAAACCUUCGAGUUUUCCCUCCUGUCAGCCAGUAACAUUGAAUUUAAGAACUCUUAGAACUUUUGCAGUUCCAAAACCAUAUUCCAGUUCUAGGCCAUCCCCGUUUGCUCUUGCUGUCUCAUCAGCAAUCAAAAGAUCACAGUCAUUCAGUAAACCACAUACCAUCAGUAGCCAGCCAUCAAAAGAGGAAUCUGCUGUUGAACUAUCCUCAGCACCUUCCACAGGAGAUGUGAAGAACCAAUUUUUACAGACCUUAACAGGAGGUUCACAACAUAGUAUGGAUAAGAAAAGUAAUUCUACAAACAAUGAACAAAACAGCCAGGUGCAAUCUUCAGCUGACCACCCAACUUCUUUUUUUGAGAGAGAAACUGCUUUAACGUUCCAGAGCUCUGACCCAGAACAGAUCCACCAGAGUCUGCUGGCUGCUAUCCGCUCUGGAGAAGGUGCUGCCAAAUUAAAAAGGGUUUCUCCUCCAUCAAAUACUAUAUCUGUCAAUGGAAGAUCCAGGCUCAGUCACUCAUUUCCCACAGAAGAAAAAUAUAACCAUUAGACAUUAUACCAAAUAUUUUUGCACUUUAGUACCAUUGCCUAGGCCAAAUUAAUUCUAACUGCAAAUUUUUUGCAAAUGUAAAUGCAGGUGUAUGUCACUAUACAUUGUUAAUUAAAAUAUAGGAAUUUCAUGCUGGAUCUCUUAAUUCCUGAGAGAGGUUUAUUAGAAUAUGUAAUUUAUAGUAAUAUUUUUGCCUUUUUUGUAAAAGCUGAAAAUGCUGCUUCAAAACUUUAAGAUGAGGUGCAGAUGAGUUUCAUUUUCAUUUAAAUGAAAAUCAAAUGUUGAUUUAAUUUUGUACUGUUAAGACUGAAUGACAUGUAGCAACAUGCUGAAAAAUACUGAUUUAGAGGAGUCUGAGAAUUUCAGAUUUAAGUUUAUAAUUGUUUAAUACUAAUGUUAAAUUGUGAGUUUAAAUAUACAGCUGCCACUUGUUGCCUCAAUGUUAUUUGUUAAAUUAAAUAUUGUAAUUAGCAGAAAAUCUUAAUUGUAUUCAAUGAAGCAACUCUAGAAUUUCCUAGAAAAUAGGUGUGUUUUCCUUUCUUCAGCUAAGAGUUGGAAUCAAUAUUAUUUGGCUUUUACUCUCAACUUUUUUCCUAAUAGCACAACAAACAUCAGGACCAAAAUAAUCUGAAGUUUUUCAUACUAUUUUAAUAUUUUCUUUACACUAAUAUUUGGCUUUUCUCAUUUUGCUCUAUAACAAGUAAUUUUUGUGAAUAGCUUUUUCUCAUAAUACUCAGAUAAGCAAUAAGUACCAGAUACCUUUUUAAAUAUUCUCAUCGACCUGCAGUAUAUCAAGUUUUGAUAGAGUGAAAGAGAAAUAAAAGAAAUGUGCUCACAUGAAAUAUAACUAAAAAGAUACUAAAAUGCUUUGAAAUUAUUCAUAAACAGUUUAUUAUAGUCUUAAAUCAGCACAAUAAUGGGAAAACAAAGCACAUUAUACAAAAGUCUAUAUUUAUAGAAUAAGCAUUUACUACUGAAAUAGAAAAGAGGUGAAGCUGGAACAUUAUAUAAAAAGAAAUGCCUAAUAAUAUAUACAGCGUUUAUCAGUUUCUUUCUUGUCAAGAUGAUACUUUUUAGGGGAAAAUGUGAUUAUAGUGAUGAUUUUAAAAAAACUAAAUUGUAGAUAUCUACUGCAAAUUGAGAUAUUUGCCAUUUUCUAAAAUAUUUCAUAUUGGGUUUGGUUGAAUAAAAGUAAUUGUAUUUAGUUUGUCUUUAACAAUAUUUAUUUUGUGUUAUAGAAACCAUUUGUAACAUUCAAUUGUAUUUUAAUUGCACAAAUUGGUUUAAAAUUGUUCAUUUAAGAAAAGGUUUAUUUUGAAGAAUGGCAUACUGCCUGUGUUUUUGUGCAAUAAUCUGGGAUCAAUGUACAUUACUUUCACUAGUUGGGAGUGGUCACAAGUAAAACUAUAUUAAAGUUGUAAUAAUGAUUAAAUACCUAAGAAUGUCCUAGUAAACAGUAAUUCUUAAAUACUAAAGCAAUGAAUAUUUAUUCACAC
Dermochelys coriacea (leatherback sea turtle) is the source of this 5723-nucleotide messenger RNA. It is a transcript of the gene COBLL1, whose product is annotated as cordon-bleu WH2 repeat protein like 1. Gene Ontology annotation, molecular function: actin monomer binding. The transcript is spliced from 15 exons. Bases 721 to 4227 code for a protein of 1168 amino acids. Lineage: Eukaryota; Metazoa; Chordata; Testudines; Dermochelyidae. The record is from RefSeq and is a predicted model, not a curated record.